CGAGUGGAGCAAGAUCAACAUCGCCGUGAGAAGCGGAUCGAGCGACUCGAAGCAGACCUGGCCAAGGUGGUGGAGCGGAUGCAGUCAUUGGCCAACCAACGUGCUGAGUUGGAGCAGUAUAUCGCGGCGGAGAGGAAGGCCAUGGAGGAGGCCAAAGCCGCCGCCGCCGAACGUCUUCGACAUGCGGACCGACCAGCUGCAGACCCUGACCUGGCAGGACUCCGCCGCCAGAUGGAAGAGUUCCAGCAUGUACUUGCUGGUGUACAAGCAGGAGAGCUUCGAGAGUCGCUCGAGGCCAAGUACCAGAACAUCCUGGAGAUGCUACCGCCCAAGCCUGUGCCUCAGCCUGCUGCGACUGCCUUCGUUUCCACAGAGAUGGUGGUGGAUGAGGCAGACCUGGAGGAGGCGUGCAUGGCUGCAGGCGUCGGCUCCGACGCCGUCAAGCGGGGUCUGCUGGAGGCGCUGCUGCAG
Molecule: messenger RNA, 471 nt
Organism: Prorocentrum cordatum
Lineage: Eukaryota; Dinophyceae; Prorocentrales; Prorocentraceae
Source: the annotation of a GenBank genome assembly